AUGGCGGCCGCCGUGGGCCUCUCUUCCUCGCCGGGCUCCCCCGCCGUGAGCGAGCUUUGCCAGAACGGGCGGGAGAUCUUCCUGGAGGCUUCGCGGCUGCUCCUCACCUACGCGGAUAACAUCCUCCGGAAUCCUUAUGAAGAAAAAUAUAGAUUAAUUCGGAUUGGAAAUCCAGCAUUUUCCACGAGGCUGUUGCCUGUCAGAGGAGCGGUUGAAUGUUUAUUUGAGAUGGGGUUUCAAGAGGGAGAAACUCACCUCAUUUUCCCUAAGGAAGCUUCGAUUGAGCAGCUACGUAAAAUCAGAGACUUAAUUGCUGGAGAGAGGAGUAGCAGACUGAAUGAGUCAAAUCAAAUCCACAGAUCAGGAUCCUCUGAAGCCGUGACCAGCACUCAGACAGUUGCACAUCAGCCUUCAAGACCUGCUGACUCUGUUCUUGCCCCUGCCCGUCAGCAACCAGAAACAUCACUUGUGCAGUCUCUUGAAAUGGCUGCAAAUAUCUUGAAAACACUUCAAACAAAAUUUGAGCAUCUUGUAUUGAUGUAUGAGAAUCCUUCUAUUCAGCAGAAAGCACUAGCUUCAAUUCCUCUCCAGCAAUUGAAAGGAAAGGCUCAGAGAAAGCUAGCACAAGCUACAAGACUGGACAAAGGUGCACAUGUGAAUGAAGAGGACUUCUUAUUGUUGGAGCUCUUGGACUGGUUUAAGAAUGACUUUUUUCAUUGGGUAAAUAAUCUUCCUUGCAGCAGGUGUGGUGGGCAGACAGAGCCUAAAAGUGACUACCUGUUGCCUACAGAUGAUGAUCUAAGGUGGGAUGGCAGUCGAGUGGAAAAUCAUUACUGCAACCAGUGUCAGUUCUGUAAUAGAUUCCCAAGGUAUAACAACCCCGAAAAACUUUUGGAAACCAGAUGUGGACGCUGUGGCGAGUGGGCUAACUGUUUUACACUGUGUUGUAGAGCUGUAGGGUUUGAAGCUAGAUAUGUCUGGGACUGUACAGAUCAUGUGUGGACUGAAGUAUAUUCUUCAUCUCAGAAAAGAUGGCUUCACUGUGAUCCCUGUGAAAAUGUCUGUGAUAAACCUCUUCUCUAUGAAACCGGGUGGGGAAAGAAGCUCUCCUACAUAAUUGCAUUUUCCAAAGAUGAGGUGGUUGAUGUCACUUGGAGAUACAGCUGUAAACAUGAAGAAGUACUCUCUAGAAGGACAGCACUCAGUGAAGCUACACUACGUGAAACAAUUAACGCACUAAACAGAACGAGACAACGAUCUUUGUCAGAAAAUAGAAAAAGAGAGCUCUUGGAAAGAACAAUUGUGGAGCUUGUUGAAUUCAUUUCUCCUAAAACACCUAAACCUGGAGAAUAUGGUGGAAGGACAUCAGGUUCAAUGACUUGGCGAGUAGCCAGAGGUGAAAUUGGUCCAGAGAAAAGAAAAGAAGUACUUUUUAUUCCGUCUGAAAAAGAGAAGACGUCUAAACUCUUCCACCUCAUCUACAAUAUAGUAGAAGAUAGUUAUACACGGAUUUCCAAUAAUAAUGAAAAAAUAAGUGGCUGGGAAGCAGGUGUUUGGAAGGCAGAGUCUAUUUCGAGAAAGGUUGAAACAGAUUGGAAAAUGGUUUAUUUAGCCCGAAAAGAGGGGUCAUCCUCUGCUUCCAUCAGCUGGAAGUUUGAGUGCAAGUCAGUCGGUCUAAAAAUAGAUAACAUUUCAGUUAGGACAAGCAGUCAGACAUUUCAGAGUGGAAGAAUAAAGUGGAGACUUUGCUCUCCAACAGCAGAAAUUGCUUUGAUAGGAGAUAAAAAUCUUUGCUCCUAUUCAGAUUUUUCUGGUGCAACAGAAGUUACGUUGGAAGCAAUUCUAAAUGGAGGGGAUGGUGAAGCUGCAUGGCAACACACACAGCUGUUUAGAGAGAGCUUAACAGGAUGUGGAGAAAAUUGCUUGGAGAUAAUUAUAAAACUCAGUGACCUCUGAGAACCUGAACUGAAGAGAUGUUCUUUGGAUUCCUUGAAGACAUUAUACCAUGGAUACAACAUGAAGAUUUGGUUGGCAGUUCCUGUUCAUCCUGCUGGCAGCUUAUUUCCUCUUUCACUGCUUCCAUUUAACCAACUUGAAACUGCACGUGUAAUGAAUAGGUAAACAUCACAAUGAAAAUCUCUUCGCUUUAAAAACAAACACCAAAAUUAAGGGAUUGAACCAUUAAAUACCCUUUUCUUAAACUUUAUGAUGAAAAGGAAACAGUUUUUAGGAAGCAAAACAUGAUCAUAACAGCACAGAGAAAUUGUAAUUGAUUUUAAUUUGGAGUUUUGGGGUUGGCUUGCUGGGGUUUUUUUUUUAUAAUCUAUUUCUUGGAUAAACAGUCUGAAUUCCAUUUUCUGAUUACAACAGAUGCUUGUGAUGAUUUUAAAAUAUUUUAAAGAGUAAUAGAAGACUUAGACAUUUUAAAAGAAAAAUAUGAUUUUGUGUAAUAACCAGAAGAACUGAAAUUAAGAUAAAUUUUGAAGCAAUCUUGAAAUGAUCUUGUUAUAUAUCUAAGUAUUAAACUUGUGUUUAAUACCUAGAAAUGUUUGGAAAUAUGAUGGUGUGCUAGGAAAAUAAACUGAUUUUGAAAGAUGUGUUCAUUAUGUACCUAAAAUUGUCAUGGCCUGUGAUAUGAAAUUGAGACUUAAAACUGAGUAAGAACAUCAGAAUUUUUUUCUGUGAAAAAAUAGAUUAUUCAUUAUAAAUACUUUUUAAUGAUAUAAAUUAUAUUUGCCCACUUUUUAAAAGAUAUAUUAAGCAUGUAGGUUGAAAUCACUUUUUAAGCUAUUGUCUUGAGUUGCUUUGAAUACUAUUCCCAAAUUUGAUGUAAAAGUAUAUACAAUUUUUUUGUUCAUUAAUGCAGUGUUUAAAUUUCUUUUCAUUGAAUAUAAUAAAAACUGCCACCCAGGAGAUGUCAGAUGUAGCAGUGCUGUGAAUAAAGUAUGGAGUGAAUGUUCAGAUUAGAUAGUCUUUAUCAGAGAAUUUGAGGGAGGCUAUGGCUGGAUUGUGCAAGAAAUUUUCUAUUAUAGGACUAUAAUGCAAAGUUCAGACUAUAGUUUUAUUUUAAAAUAAGUGAAAAUUAGGGAUGAUUUUCUCAAGAUCAGGGUUUUUGAAGCUUUUUGUUCCUUUUUCUGACCCUUCCAACCGCUGUAUUGAUUUGAAAUUAUUGUCAAAAAUAAUUUAUGUUGAAACAAAUGUUUGCUGACCUUUCAACAAAUCUAAGCAAAUAAAAGACUAUUCAAAUUUUA
Molecule: messenger RNA, 3251 nt
Organism: Gymnogyps californianus (California condor)
Lineage: Eukaryota; Metazoa; Chordata; Aves; Accipitriformes; Cathartidae
Gene: NGLY1
Product: N-glycanase 1
Biological process (GO): protein quality control for misfolded or incompletely synthesized proteins; glycoprotein catabolic process; protein deglycosylation
Cellular component (GO): cytoplasm; cytosol; nucleus
Molecular function (GO): peptide-N4-(N-acetyl-beta-glucosaminyl)asparagine amidase activity
Source: RefSeq, a predicted model, not a curated record